CGGGGCGGGGCGGGAGCACUGCAGUGAAAGCCGAGGCAGCAGCAGACAGGCGAGCUGGGGGCGGGCGGACAUCUUGGGAUCCGAGAGUGGCCAGGCCGGCCUUGUGGGGGCUGCUGACUCCAGGUCUGUUCUCAGAGCAAUGGGUCACAGAGACUGAGCUGCCACCAUGAUCGGAGGCUUAUUCAUCUAUAAUCACAAGGGGGAGGUGCUUAUCUCCCGGGUCUACAGAGAUGAUAUCGGGAGGAAUGCUGUGGAUGCCUUUCGGGUCAAUGUCAUUCAUGCACGGCAGCAGGUGCGCAGCCCUGUCACGAACAUCGCUCGCACCAGCUUCUUCCACGUUAAGCGGUCCAACAUCUGGCUGGCCGCAGUCACCAAGCAGAAUGUCAAUGCUGCCAUGGUCUUCGAAUUCCUCUACAAGAUGUGUGAUGUAAUGGCUGCUUACUUUGGCAAGAUCAGCGAGGAGAACAUCAAGAACAAUUUCGUGCUCAUAUAUGAGCUGCUGGAUGAGAUCCUGGACUUUGGCUACCCACAGAACUCAGAGACGGGCGCACUGAAAACCUUCAUCACCCAGCAGGGGAUCAAGAGUCAGCAUCAGACAAAGGAAGAACAGUCCCAGAUCACCAGCCAGGUGACCGGGCAGAUUGGCUGGCGGCGAGAAGGCAUCAAGUAUCGCCGGAAUGAACUCUUCCUAGAUGUUCUGGAGAGUGUGAACCUGCUUAUGUCCCCACAGGGGCAGGUGCUGAGUGCCCAUGUGUCAGGCCGGGUGGUGAUGAAGAGUUACCUGAGUGGCAUGCCUGAGUGCAAGUUUGGAAUGAAUGACAAGAUUGUCAUAGAAAAGCAGGGCAAAGGCACAGCUGAUGAAACAAGCAAGAGUGGUAAGCAGUCGAUCGCCAUUGAUGACUGCACCUUCCACCAAUGUGUGCGACUCAGCAAGUUUGACUCUGAACGGAGCAUCAGCUUCAUUCCUCCUGAUGGAGAGUUUGAACUCAUGAGAUACCGUACUACCAAGGACAUCAUCCUUCCUUUCCGGGUGAUCCCAUUGGUGCGGGAGGUGGGGCGCACCAAACUGGAGGUCAAGGUGGUCAUCAAGUCCAACUUCAAGCCCUCACUUCUGGCCCAGAAGAUUGAGGUGAGGAUCCCGACUCCAUUGAACACAAGCGGGGUACAGGUGAUCUGCAUGAAGGGGAAGGCCAAGUACAAGGCCAGCGAGAACGCCAUUGUAUGGAAGAUCAAGCGCAUGGCAGGCAUGAAGGAGUCACAGAUCAGCGCAGAGAUUGAGCUCCUGCCCACCAAUGAUAAGAAGAAAUGGGCUCGGCCCCCCAUUUCCAUGAACUUUGAGGUGCCAUUCGCGCCUUCUGGCCUCAAGGUGCGCUACUUGAAGGUAUUCGAACCGAAGCUGAACUACAGCGACCAUGAUGUCAUCAAAUGGGUGCGAUACAUUGGCCGCAGUGGCAUUUAUGAAACCCGCUGCUAGCUGCCUAGUUGCAGCUGGCCCACCUCCCUACCCACCAUUUCCUCAGAUCCAAGUACCCCUCGUGACCACUCACCAGUGUCGUUCCUCCCUCCUGCUCUGCUGCCUUCCCUUUCCAAUAGCCCCUGAGUAUAAGUCUGAACCAGCCACACCGCAGUGGAGCUGGUCAGGUAGUGCCUGGCUUCCUGGGAGGGUGGGUUUUGAAGCUUCUCUUCUGUCUGUCCUGGCUUAGCGCCAGGCCCUGAGUUUUGUGACCAAAGCCAGGUGCUCUCCUCUUCUCUCUACCCUUGUGGCCACACCUCUGCAGUGGGAAGGUUGACUCCCCCACCUCAGAGCUUCCCCAAAGGCCAGUAACACAUCCCCAGUCUUUAGUCCCCACUCUGCUUUGGGAUAGUAUGAGCUUCGUUUUUGUACACGUGUGACUUUGUCCAGUUACAAACCCAAUAAACAAUAGAGUGGA
Messenger RNA from Mus pahari (shrew mouse), 1931 nucleotides. RefSeq names its product adaptor related protein complex 2 subunit mu 1 (gene Ap2m1). Gene Ontology annotation, biological process: intracellular protein transport; clathrin-dependent endocytosis. NCBI's taxonomy places the organism in Eukaryota, Metazoa, Chordata, Mammalia, Rodentia, Muridae. The transcript has 12 exons. Bases 167 to 1474 code for a protein of 435 amino acids. The record is from RefSeq and is a predicted model, not a curated record. Gene Ontology annotation, cellular component: AP-2 adaptor complex; cytoplasmic vesicle. Gene Ontology annotation, molecular function: clathrin-cargo adaptor activity.